This is a messenger RNA of Styela clava, 7893 nucleotides long. The record is from RefSeq and is a predicted model, not a curated record. Lineage: Eukaryota; Metazoa; Chordata; Ascidiacea; Stolidobranchia; Styelidae.
CUUAUUUUUAGUAUAUAUUUAUAUACAUAAAUAUAAUGAAUAUUAGCAAUCAAUCUGACAAUUCAUUGGAAGAAGAUGCAAUAUUAUAUGACUUGUCAUAUCAAGUGGAAUGGCCCGAACAAAAGGAAGUUGUCGGAGGUUCACAACAAGAUGAAAUUCAAUCAAAUGUCAUUUACAACAAUGCCAAACGGAUUCAGUCUUCAAUAUCAAGGUGGACAUGGGCAACUGUCCGGGCUGUUGGUAUUCCAGUAAGAUCAGGAGCAUCAUGUAUUUUGCCACCAGACUUGAUCAAGUUAAUAAACAGCCAAGAAUCAUGGAUGUUUGCUAGAUCACCUGAUGGUAAUUUUAUUGCAGUAUUGCAAGAUGGAUGUUUGGAAGUUCUCUCAUCCAAAGAUGACUACAGUGUGCUAGUCGGGCGUUGCAAUUUUACAAAAGACCUUUUUCCUCAAUGGCGAAAAAUUUCUUGGAGUCUACAUUCUACAACAAUUGCUUUUUCUGACAGCGAUGGUACCGUUUAUGUGUGUGACCUCAAAGGAAUACUUUUACUCACUUAUCAAGGUCACAUGAAUGAUGACAAAAAAGCUUAUGAUUAUAGUUCAGCCAUUUGUAGUUUGACUUUCAUUGGACAUGAAGUGACACACAAACAUAAAGAUGACAGUUUGCAUUUAUUGGUCGUGUCUUACAGUGGAAUGGCGACUUGUCUUGAAAUAAACAGCAUUUAUGAAAGAGGUUAUCAAAUCACGUAUGAAUUUGAUUUUUCACCGAGUUAUUCUAAUGGAGUGAGUGGUGUUCUUUAUAAUCAGGACCACAGUAUGAUUAUUGUUGGUGGAUGUGCUGGUUAUGCCACGAGCGAUGAUGAUGUACCGAGAGCGACUAGGAUUGGAUUAACAGCAUGGCGGCUUCUGUCAGAAGAACCUUUUCUCAAAGCUCUGAAUGUUUUUUCAGAUGUUGAUGAUGCUAAACGAAAUCAGAGUUUUCUGAGGAGGCUGUCCACUGUUCCAGUAGGUUUGGGUAAAAAAUUGCGAAAACAGUUUUUUGAUGGAAUAUAUACGAUGUCAUUAUCACCAUGUUGUAAAUUUCUGGCUACAAUUCAAAUAUCCGGUAGUCUUUCCAUAUGGGAUAUCCCUUCUCUCAGACACAAAAGAUGUUGGAACAAAGAAGAUCAACCAUUUUUUGAUAGCCUGGAUCCGGAUGCUGUGAAAUCUAUAAAUUCUGCUAAAAAGUUCAAGGAAUAUCCUUUAUUACAAAACAUUAUUGACUGUCAGUGGUGGAACGACUCCAGUGUUAUUUUAGCACGUUGUUCUGGUUCAUUGACAGUUGUACGUGUUUCUGGUUUGUCUCUUGAUAACCUUUUUGGUGAACAAUGCGAGUGGUUGGAGCCAGCUCCGAGAAUAUCAUUCUGCAGAGAUGAGGGUUUCCUUGCGUUAGAAUGCCAACCUCAAGUUAAAACAUUGAAGCGACAACGUAUGGAUUCGGUAGAAGAAGCACAAAAGGAGGAAGAUGAGGAAUAUGACCCCUUUUUGGAUGACAGUGACAAAGAAGAUCAUCCAGGUAUAGCAGGCCGUUUGAAAAACUACACUAAAUCAACCAUGUAUGAUUUAACUGAAAUUGAAUAUUUUAGACCUCCAAGAAAGCGGCCCAAACUUGUUACAAAGUCAUAUAGACUGUUAACUUUGACAAAAACAACACCUGAGAAACUUUUUGAUAAAAAAUUGGAUGAUGAAGAAUAUGGUGAAGCGCUAGCUCUGGCACGUAGAUAUAACUUAGAUAGUGACAAAGUGUUCCAAAGGCAAUGGAGAAAAUCACCUGUUUCAGUUGCAUCUAUUCAGGACUAUUUAAGCAAAGUCACAAAACGAUCAUGGGUCAUGCACGAGUGUUGUGAAAGAGUACCUGACGAACUAGAUGCUGCUAGAGAGCUUUUAAAGUUUGCACUGACAGUUACAGAUAUUGAUAAAAUUGGAGAGGUGAAACACACUGAAUCUAAAUCAUCAUCAACUUCCUCAGAUUCGGAAUCAGAUUAUGAAGAAUAUGAAGGAUUUGAUGUUGAGGAACAACGACAACAAGAAAUACGACAAAGAGAGAAAUUUGUUAAAAAAUGGUCGAAAAAUUUUGAUUUUGAUAAUUUAUCACUUGAACAAAAAGAAACUAUUAGAACAAGAAAAAAGAUUCUGAAAUACUUUGACAGACUUUCUACAUAUGAAAGUCUACUGGGCGGCUACGAUGCAGCAAGAGAACGUUACAACAGGGAAAGAUUUGCAAUCUUUAGACAACAGGACAUGUUAACUUCUGCUUUAGAAUAUGCUCGUUCAUGCGAUUGGAAAUCAGUUGAUAUAUUGCUAACAUUUCAUGGAGAUGAAUUACGAGAACAUCGUCUUCCUAUUUUGUCAAAUUUUCCAAAGACACUUUCUCCUACAGAAUAUAAAAGCUUGUUGCCUUGCGUUGAUGAGGAGGGAGAAGUCGGUCAAUGGCCUGAAGUGAAGCAUCGUGAUCCUGAAGAUUGGUGUGAAAAAGAGGAAUAUCAACAUAAAUUGACGUUGCUGACACAACCAGUGGAUCCAGCAUAUGACUUUUAUGAAGAAAACAAACAUCUUAAAACUUUUCGAGUCACUUCACUUUCUGCAGAGUUGGUUAAAGAAUGGUAUUUACAACAGGCUGUGCAAAUGGAUACCGACGCUAGAGACAUUGAAGGAGCAUUGGAUAUCUUAAGCAUUGGGGCAGAUAACUACGUUGAAGGUCUUCAAGACUUGACAAGAGAUUUUAAAACGUUGGAAAUGCUGGUCUAUGAAUGUAACUAUGAUCCAGGUUUGACUUUUGUUCAACUUCAAAGAAAAAGCAAGUUAGAACAACUGAAAAUGUUAAUGGAUAACUCGUCAAAAGAAAUGUAUGUUAAAAACUUUCACAGAUGGGCUAUACCAUUUUUAAAAUCAACCAAUGAUGUUGAGUCUGCCUCCAUAAUAUUUUAUAAAUAUGUUACGGAAAUGGCGGAAGAUGAUCUAACAUUUCCUUGUCAGAUAUUCACAAGUUUCUUGCAGGAUAAGUCAAUGCCUCCAGUAAUUGCAAGUUUGGAAAUGUUAAUAAAGUUAGCUCUUGAGUCUGUUUAUCUCUGUGGUAAAGCACAGCUGGAUUAUGUGAAAAAAAUCCAUGCAUCCUUGGCAAAGCUAGAUAGAUUAGUUAUGAACAAUAUGGCAGGUCAUCUGAUUGAAGACAUAUCUUCGUUAGAAAAUCACAUUUACACCUGCUCAGUAUUAGCAGGAUAUAAUGUGAAAGUUUCACCUUUCGAUGUUAAAGAAGUGGAAAAUGACAGAAUGAAAGUUGAAAGACUUCUUACUCGCUUAAGUAGAACUGCUGGUGCACAAGAGCCACCUCUGGGUAGCAAUGGAUGGAACAAUUUGCUCAAAGAUAUGUUGCAACUUCGGAAUCAAAUUUUUUCAAAAACUUGUGAUCUUGAAGCUGCAGUUUGCCUUGAAGUUUUUGUGGAAAGUCUUCUAACAUCGGGAAGUAUUGCCAACUUCAGAAUAGCAGGUGAACGUAUGAUGCGUACCGCAGAUGAAGAACGUGAAGCAAGCAGAAAACGGCUUUAUCCAGCACAGCAAAAACUCUCGUAUGAAAGUUCAGUUGCUCUCGUUGUUAAAUCAUCCCAAGAAUAUUUUGAUGCGUCAUCUCCUCACAGCGAGGAUAAUAUGCUUAGUUUAGCAAGAGAAUGUCUGUUGUUGAUUACAGACAGACCUCCAUUGAUACACGAAAAACUUGACAUGAUAGAGGGUGUUGUGCUUUUGCAAAGAUUUGGGGUUGACAAGUUGCCUCUACAAGUGAGGUUAACGGAAGAUCGUUUAUCUCUCAUCAAAAAAGCAAUAGACAUGGACAAUGAUGCGUACCGAAAGACAGAGCCACUGCUUCGUUUAGGAAUGCUUUUUAGAGUUUGUGGUUUAAACAAAGAAGAAAGAAAGGGACGGAUUUUGAACAUGAUCAUUGACAAAGCACUUAAUUGUAAUGAUUUGCAAACAGCAUAUUGCCUUUGUCAAGAAUUGAUAGGCAUGUCCUACACGCAGGCAUGGGAGGUUUGUUUUAGAUUGGCUUGUGAAAGUGAUUUCGAAGAUAUAAUUGCCAAGAGAGACAUAUUGGCCUUUGUGGUCUGCUUUUGUGAUGAAUCAAAACUGGUAAAAGUAAUGGAACAGAUGUGUGUUUUGGACUCACAAAUACUUCAAAAUGUUAUCAGCAAACAUAGGACACAAAAUACUGAGUUGGAUUCUAAUCCUGAAGAUGUGGUUGAGCAUGUGAUGGAAGAAGAGUCACCCACUCUCCCGAAAUCAUUUGAGAUACUCUCAGAAGAUUCUAACCCACUCAAUAAAUUUGUUUCAUCUACAUCUGAUUUUUUGUCGCCAACAAAAAUGUUGGAAUCAACUGCAAAAGGAACAAAAGUAAUGUUAUCUGCUACUGGCACAAUGCUAUCUGCUACUUCCAGCACAACAAAAGCCGUUUUGUCAAAUGUCGGUAAUACUGAUUGGUGGAAAAAUACAAUAGAUCAAACUCUUUCUAUUAUUCCCAUACCAGAUGAUCAAGUUAUGGAAUUAGAACCUGAAAAAGAGUUAUUGAAUGAGGAUCUGGAAUUACAAGGUUGUUCAGAUUUUUAUUCAGGUAUUAUUGAAAACUCCGUAACAAAGCAUGGCCUGCUGAUUAACAAGGGAAGUUAUUUCAUUCCUACACCUGUUUCUAUGUAUCAAGCCAAGCUUCGUAUUUUACAGCUAUCACAGCAGAUGCAUGAACAACUCGGCUCAAAUAUUGAUGAUGAAGUAAUAGUGCUCGAAAAUAUGGUCAAGGAAGUUCUACCAUAUGAUUUUGCACUUGGUAUUGGAUAUCUCCUCGCAUUUCCAAAUCCAGAAAAUGCAUUUUCUUGUAUGCAAAUGUUUCCAAUAUCAGCAUUGUCAAUACAAAUGGCAUUGUAUUAUUUUUCAUUGCUACUGUUAGGCCUCGAUUCAGAAGAUCAUUUAUUAGAUUCUAAAUCAGUUUUAUAUAAUGUUCCUCCAUUGAAACUGAUCAAACAUGCACUAGAUAUAGCAGAAUCUUCUGAUUACAAAGGAGAUCAUAAAGCAAAACUUGUGUCUUCUUACCUAAUCCAGCUUCGAGAACAAUUGUAUGACUUUUCACAAGGUGAAAAACUUCAACAACUGGGACGGGGCAUCGAUCUUGGUCGGUUUACUAAAGAUAAUGAUUACAAACAAGAAACAAUCUUAGGUCUUGCCAUGACGUCUGAUGAAGAACAAUACAAACUAGCUGUUUCACUUGCACAUCGUUCCGGUACAGAUCUUUGGUUGGUAUUUGUUACACAUUUGGAAUACUUGUUCUCUGAUUGCCAAGAAGAACUGAAUUGUCAAGAUCUACAUGAACGCAUUAAAAACCUUAACAUGGUUCCUGAACUGGUAACUCGUCCGAGUGAAUUUUUUGACAGAAUGGAUAAGUAUACAUAUCCUUUCAUAAGUGGCAAAGAUCAUGACAGACUUAUUCUAUAUUAUAGCUUGUUGAAUGAAUGUGCAUCAAUGCAGGAACAAUUUGUAUCAAGUCAUAAUUUAUGUAAAAUCUCACCUGCUGAUCAUAUCAAGAUGUUGCGGAAAAUCAAAAGUGUUGCACCAAGUUUGGACUACAAGGUGAUAGUCAGUGAUGAAAAAACAUCGACCCACAAACUAUUCUUAAUAUUCUUCGUCCUAUAUCAAGUAAACUUCAUGUGGGCAGAAUUAUCAGCUGAAUCAUUGGGAAAAGAUAUUAAUUGGAGCAUGCGGUAUGAUUCAUGUAACUCGUUUUUACGUAUGUGUUAUCCCAAUGAUCUUCUGUCGUUUUUUCAACAAAUGUUCUCAACAUCAGAUUUUUCCGAACUGUUGCCUCAAAAGACUCGACAAGAAAUUAUGAAAAAAGGAAUUAAACUUUGUAAAAUACAAGGCACAAAAGAACGGAAAAAUCAACUGGACGAAGGAAUUUUACAAAAUGGACAAAGUUUUCAUACAGUAUUGCCAGUAUUUCUGCAAAUGUCUAAGCAUUUAGAUAGCUACUCAACUACAUUCAUUUCAGAUUUGGUGAAAAGAUCAAAAACAGAUGAAAAAAUGAAACAUUAUUUAUGGCUUUAUGAUAAAUCUCAGUCUCGGCCUGAGGAAAUAUUAGAUGUUGCAGCAACUAUGCUCUGUGAUGGCUGUUCUCCAACAUUUUUGCAAGGUUUUCUUGCCGUUGUUCCCGGUAACAAAUGGUCACCAGCAAAUGUUUUGCGAAAAUGUGUUGAUGAUCUUAUAAAAGAUUUUACAUCAUCAGAUGACAGCAAUUUAGUAUUUGAUAAGAUUUCUUCUAUUGUUAUCACGAUUGGUGAUCAUGUGAAAGAGAAUGGAAGUGUGUUUACAUCCAGUCAAGUUAUAGAUUUGCUGCGUCCAUUCUGCAGUGAUGUCAGUGUGGAAGUGAAGAUACGAGUUGAUAUUUUACAACUUUUAGAAGAUCAAUUUGAGUUGGCAGACUCUGAAGCAAACCUUCUCCUUUUACAUAGAUCAAGAGCAAUUGUUCGAGAUGGUUGGGGUAUGCAAACAUGUGAUAAUUUAUUAGCAGGUGAUGAAGAAUCCAUCAGUAUUAUCACAGAUGAUAACAAACGUUUUGCUUUGUUUCAAAGUCUUCUAAUUUCCGAUCAACUUGACAUUAUGAAAUUAAAGCAUCUGAUCACACUUCUCAACAUAUGGCCUCAGUUUUCAACUUCGAAAAUGCUAGGUGAUAGUUGGCAGUUAUUGCUUAUUAAUCUUGCAGACUUUGGUCAAGAUGGAGGAAAAGAAAUCAUCGAAAUAAUAAGAAGGAACAAAGAAAUGCUAACGGAAAGCUCUAUAAAUGAUAUUUUUAAGAAAUUAAUGCAGGCUAAACUCUCUUUCUUUGCAAUCAAGCUUGCUCUUUUGACAAACAUACCUGCAAUGCGUGACCAGCUCAUUAACGCGAUAAAGUCAGUCAAAUGUAUGGGACCCAGUCAAUGUGACGAAGAAUUAGUUCGAUUGAUGCUCGAAAAUUCUAUUGCUGCUGAAACUGUUGGGACUCUCUACUAUGCAAGAAUAUUAGAGUAUCUUCUAUCUGGUGAUUGUACUGAUGCAAAACGGCAUGUAAACCAGUUGGCACGUCAGCUUCAAGAUCAGGAAAAUAUUGCUGAAGCAGGAACAUUGUUGCUUAAUUUUAGAGGAACACAUCCUGGUCUCAGAACAUUCGGAAAUGCGCUGUCAUCAUUGAGGAGGUGGCUGGAAUCUUGAAUGGUGUUUAUAGAUAUGAGUAGGAUAAAGAGGCAAUUUUUGGUUGUGGGCAUCUCUUAAAUAUUUGAUAUCAACUUGGCCUUUUUCAAAAAUGUAACACUGAAUCAGAUUGGGGGUCUAGGGGUUCGCAUGUACCCCAUUUUCGGAGUGUCUCAUAAAUUUGCCGAAUCAAUUAAUGUUUCUAUAUUAGAUUCAUGUAAAGCGUGUCAUGUCAAUGUAACUUACAUACAUUUACUGAACUGAGGGGAACCUGUUUUAGUGGAUUGAUAACAAAAGGAACCUAUUUUUUGAAUUCACAAUCCCAUAUGAUAAAUAUUUUACCAGCUUUUCAAAUAUAUGCGGCUUAUAGGUUUUGUCUCAUGCCAUAAUGGUUUAUAAAUAUUGUUAACAUAGCAUAUGGGAAUUGCAUACAUAAUGUUCCAUUUUGCAAGAUAUGUCACUAGUGUAUUUUUUCUUAAAAGCGAGAUGUAGUUUAAUGGUGCUUGCUUGUUUUAAUCAUGUAGUUUAUUCAAUGAAUUCUGAAAUAAUUUAUACAUGGCCAAGAAUGGUAUACUGAUAGAUAUAGGUUCGUGUUUUAGUUCAUCUAUUUUUCCGUGCAAUGUUGUACUUGAAUUUUAAUAAAAUGGUUAUUCCAUUA